AUCCACAAGGCUCUCCGAGAGCCGCGCCUCAGGGAAAAGGUGAAUUCAGUCGCAUUAAGACCGUGGUCGCAGCCGCCGCAGCCUCUUCUCAUCGACCCUCCCACCUCACCUUCAGUCUGCUUUUCCAACUCCCUCCGGGUUCUAAGCUCCUCGAUUCGUUAGAUCGCAGCUCCAAGCCCAACAGCAACACAACGCCGAGAAGCUUAAAGGCCCGCAAAGAGGGAAAGCGAACACCCCUGCCGCCAUUCUUUUUUUCCCUUCUUUGAGACAGAGUCUCACUCUGUCGCCCAGGCCGAGUGCAGUGGCGCGAUCACGGUUCACUGCAGCCUCGACCUACAGAGCUCAAGCGAUCCUCCCACCUCAGCCUCCGGCGGAGCUAGGAGUAAGUGGGACUACAGGAGUGCGCCACCACGCCCGGCUAAUUUAUUUAUUUAUUUUUUGUAGAGACGGGGAUGGUCUCACUAUGUUGCCCAGGCUGGCCUUGAGCUGGACGCAACAGAUCCUCCCGCCUCGACCUCCUGAAGUGCUGGGAUUAAAGCUUGGGGGCCGUCCCGCACCUGAGGCAGGAAGAUGGUGGCCGCAAAGAAGACGAAAAAGUCGCUGGAGUCGAUCAACUCUAGGCUCCAACUCGUUAUGAAAAGUGGGAAGUACGUCCUGGGGUACAAGCAGACUCUGAAGAUGAUCAGACAAGGCAAAGCGAAAUUGGUCAUUCUCGCUAACAACUGCCCAGCUUUGAGGAAAUCUGAAAUAGAGUACUAUGCAAUGUUGGCUAAAACUGGUGUCCAUCACUACAGUGGAAAUAAUAUUGAACUGGGCACAGCAUGCGGAAAAUACUACAGAGUGUGCACACUGGCUAUCAUUGAUCCAGGUGACUCUGACAUCAUUAGAAGCAUGCCAGAACAGACUGGUGAAAAGUAAACCAU
Molecule: messenger RNA, 923 nt
Organism: Mandrillus leucophaeus (drill)
Lineage: Eukaryota; Metazoa; Chordata; Mammalia; Primates; Cercopithecidae
Gene: RPL30
Product: ribosomal protein L30
Exons: 5
Coding region: 571-918 (115 amino acids)
Cellular component (GO): cytosolic large ribosomal subunit
Molecular function (GO): RNA binding; structural constituent of ribosome
Source: RefSeq, a predicted model, not a curated record